AUGACUGCUCUUAUGCUUGCUGCUAAUGAGAGACAAUUCCAAGUUAUUGCUUUUUUACUUGAGAAAAAUCCAGACAUGAAUGUUCAAGGUAAUAAUGGAAUGACCGCUUUGAUCAAUGCUUCAUCUAAAGGAUAUCAUGAGAUUGUUGAACUUUUGCUGAGUAAAAAUCCAGAUAUUAACAUUCAAAAUAAUGAAGGAUGGAAUGCUUUGAUGUUUGCUAGUAGCCAAGGUCAUCACCAGGUCGUUGAGCUCUUACUAAGUAAAAAUCCAAAUAUUAUUUAUGCUCAAGCUAAUAAUGGAUACACUGCUUUAAUGCUUGCUAGUGGCAUCGGGCAUCACCAAGUUGUUGAAGUCUUACUAAGCAAAGGUGACAAUAUUAUUAACAUUCAAGAUAACAAUGGGUGGACUGCUUUGAUGUUUGCUAAUUCAAAUGGUCAUCACCAAAUUGUCAAAAUCUUACUGGGUAAAGAUCCAGAUAUUAAUUCAAAUAAUGUAGGACAUACAGUUCUGAUAGCUGCUAGUGCCAAUGGAAAUCACCAGGUUGUUGAGCUCUUGCUACAUAAAAAUCCAGAUAUCAAUAUGCAAGCUAAUGAUGGAUUAACUGCUUUAAUGUUUGCUAGUUGCAAUGGUCAUCAUCAGGUUGUUGAACUAUUACUAAGUAAAGAUCCAGAUAUAAACAUUCAAAAUAAUGAUGGCCAGACGGCUUUGAUGGGUGCUACACUAAUUGGAAAUUACCAGGUUGUUGAGCUAUUAUUAGAUAACAAUCCAGAUAUAAACAUUCAAGAUAAUAGUGGAUUGACCGCUUUGAUGGCUGCUAGUAGCAGUGGACAUCACCAUGUUGUUGAACUCUUACUGAGUAAAGAUCCAGAUAUUAAUAUUCAAAAUAAAAAUGGAGUGACUGCUUUGAUGUUUGCUAGUAGCACUGGUUUUGACCAGGUUGUUAGAGUCUUACUAAGUAAAAAUCCAAAUAUUAACAUCCAAGAUAAUACGGGAUGGACUGCUUUGAUGUUUGGUGUUGCUGAUGGUCAUUACCAGGUUGUUAAACUCUUACUGAGUAAAAAUCCUAAUAUUAACAUUCAAAACAAUGAGGGAAUGACUGCUUUGAUAUUUGCUUGUAGUAAUGGUCAUCACCAGGUUGUUGAACUUUUACUCAGUAAAGAUUCAAAUAUUGACAUUCAGCACAAAGAUGGAUGGACUGCUUUGAUAUUUGCUAGUAGUAAUGGUUACCUUGACAUCGUUGAAACCUUAUUGAAUAAAGAUCCAGAUAUUAACAUUCAAACUAACAAUGGAGAAACUGCUUUGAUUGCUGCAAGUUGUAAUGGUCACCGUGACAUUGUUGAGGUCUUAUUAUUUAGAGAUGUGGAUAUUAACAUUCAAAAUAAUGAUGGAUGGACUGCUUUGAUGUUUUGUAUCGCCAAUGAACAUUACCAUGUUGUCGAAGUCUUACUACGUAAAGAUCCAGAUAUGAACAUUCGAAAUAAUCAUGGAAUAACUACUUUGAUGCUUGCUUGUAGCAAAGGUCAUCACCAGGUUGUUGAACUAUUACUGACUAAAGAUCAAGAUAUUAACAUUAAAACUAAUCAUGGUUCAAGUGCUUUGAUGACUGCUAGUUGUGAUGGUCAUCACCAGGUUGUUGAACUUUUACUCAAUAAAGAUCCUAAUAUUAAUAUUCAAGAUAAUGAUGGGUGGACUGCUUUGAUAGCUGCCAGUGCCAAUGGACAUCACCAGGUUGUUGAACUCUUACUGAGCAAAAAUCCAGAUAUUGACAUUCAAAAUAAAAAUGGAAUGACUGCUUUGAUGUUUGCUAGUAGCAAUGGACAUCAUCAGGUUGUUGAACUAUUGCUUAACAGAGAUCCUGAUGUUAACAUUCAAAAUAUUUAUGGUGGCGCUUCCUUGAUGCUUGCUAGUAUCUUUGAUCAUCACCAUGUGGUUGAACUUUUACUGCAUAAAAAUCCAGAUAUUAACACUCAAGAUGAUAAUGGAUGGACUGCUCUGAUAGCUGCUAGUACUUAUGGCCAUCACCGGAUCGUUGAACUAUUACUGAGUAAAGACCCAGAUAUCGAUAUUCAAAACAAAGAUGGAAUCACUGCUUUGAUGGCUGCUUGUAGCUAUGGUCAUCACCAGGUUGUUGAACUAUUACUGAGUAAAGGUACAAAUAUUGACAUUCAAAAUAACAUUGGCCUCAAUGCAUUUACUUUUUGCCUAUUUUGCUCUAUGUUUUUCACAAGUGAUGAUGCACAGCAUCAAUUGCAAUCAGGUAAUUAUGCUAAAACAUUUGAACUUUUGAUAAACUCUCCUCAAUUCAAUCAUAUUCACAGUAUUGAUAAUGUGAAGCUUCAUUCAUUAGCGGUGGCAGCAAUAUACAAUAGCUUUGAUGCAGUUGCAAUUUUAAUGAAGAACUGUGACCUUACACCUGAAAAUAUCAUCAGUGCUUUUACCAGAGCAUGUUAUGAAGGUCAUUCUUCAAUGAUGCUUCACCUGUCCGAGAAAAUAACCACUCUUUCAGUUCAUGAGAGAAAAUUAUUAGUAGCAGCUGCUGAAGGAGAUUUAGGAACAUUAAUUAGUAUGAUUUAUGAAGCUGGUAUGAGUUUAGAUACUCCACUGGUAGCUGGUAUAACUCCAUUAAUGAUAGCAGCUUCAAGUGGACAUGCUGAAUUAGUUGAGGCAUUAAUAGAAGCUGGAGCUGAUGUUAACAAAAUGGAUGAUGAAGGACUUAAUGCAUUGGAGAUAGUGAAUGAUAUUGAGAAGAUGUUAUAAUGAUCGAACUGUUAUUAAAGAGCUGCUAAUUACCAAUACUCAAGCUAGUGAACCAGAUCCAGUACCAAAUAAGAAACCAAACCUAUACCGCAAUAAGUCAUUGUAUGACAAAUUCAAGUCAUUCAUAAAGAAAGCUUGUGAUCCAUAUGGUGCAAAGCAAAAAGAAAUGAAAAUAACUAAUGAAGUACCUGAUCCAUAUAACCGUUCAAAGCAAAAGAUAGCUUAUAAAGUACCUAGUGCACUUUACUCAGCAUUUACAAGUAAUAAAAUGGCACAGAUUGUGUUCUAAACCAACCGUGGCUUCAUUAUUAACUAUUAAUUAUUGUGUUUGUUAAUUAAGCUUUUACACGAUAGACUAUGUCCGUGUAUUAAUUUGAGUGACAUUAUUAUUUAGAUUGCUAUCAUUGUGCUUUUAUAUAUAGAUCUAGUUUAUUUUUAUUA
Messenger RNA from Amphimedon queenslandica, 3198 nucleotides. RefSeq names its product serine/threonine-protein phosphatase 6 regulatory ankyrin repeat subunit B-like. Gene Ontology annotation, molecular function: protein binding. The record is from RefSeq and is a predicted model, not a curated record. Lineage: Eukaryota; Metazoa; Porifera; Demospongiae; Haplosclerida; Niphatidae.